CCCAGCCAGUCAACAUGGCGGCCGAUGUAGCGUCUUGGGAUGUGGAAGACGUCGAGCGUUGGCUGGUAGAAAAUGGUUUCAGUCGGUAUGUCGAUUUGCUUUGCAAGGAGCAUAAAAUAGACGGAAUGUGUCUGCUGAAUUUAACGGAACGAGAUCUACGGGAAGCUCCAAUGCAAAUCAAAGUUUUAGGUGACGUGAAACGGUUGUGGCUGUCAAUUGUUGAAUUACGCAAGACUUUCCAACUGUCUAUUAAAGGAGCAUCAAGUCAAUUUCGGUUCAACACUUACUCGAAGCGAACGGAGGACCUUUCGGACGGCCGCAUUUUCUCAGAUUCCGACUCUGAACCGGAGUCAAGUGAAAUUAUUGUCCGACUGUCGAGGAUCGGCGAUUUUGGACGCAGCGUCUCUGCAAUUGUUUAUUGUGUCGUUGUACUUAUAAUCACUGCUCUAACAAUGACGAUUGUGCACGACCAGGUGCCAGACAUGAAUCGCUAUCCGCCUCUUCCCGAUAUAUUUUUGGAUAACAUACCACUGAUACCAUGGGCAUUUUACAUGUGUGAGAUAUGUGCCACUUUAAUGGGCUUUAUUGCCUGUUUGAUCAUUUUUUUCCACAAGCAUCGAUUGAUCGUGAUUCGCCGUGUGUGUGCCAUCUCCGGAACGGUUUUCCUACUUAGAUGUGUUACAAUGUUUGUAACUUCUUUGAGUGUUCCUGGUGUGCACCUUGAAUGUACUGGAAAGAUCUACGGCAGCUGGGAAAUGCGAUUACGGCGAGCAUUUACGAUCUUUUUUGGUGGAGGCCUCGCAUUGAAUGGUGUCCGUUCCUGUGGUGAUUACAUGUACAGUGGACACACUUGUGCUAUCACCUUGCUGAAUUUUUUUGUUUCAGAAUAUACACCUAGACGUUGGACAUUUCUUCAUACGUUUUGCUGGAUACUCAAUGUAUUUGGCAUCUUCUUCAUUCUCGCUGCUCACGAGCACUAUUCCAUCGAUGUUUUUAUAGCGUUUUACAUAUCCUCGCGAAUCUUUCUCUAUUAUCACGCUCUGGCGAACGCGCAGACGAUGGACAGCCGCGAGAAAUUUCGAACUCGAUUCUGGUUUCCUCUUUUCUGGUUUUUCGAAAGCAACUGCAAGUUCAAAGGUCCAGUACCGAACGAAUACGAAUGGCCGAUCGCGCCAUUUUGGAAAGCAAAGACACCAUAGAAUUAUUCGCUUUAUUUAUUACGAAACAUUUCGUCAUUAAUUGGAAAAAUAUUGAAUUAAUAUAUCUGGAAAGUGUGAUUUUAUUACGUUGAAAAUUAAUAAAUUGCCUUUGUAAACAUUUCGUAUUGUAACGUUUCGACAAGUACGUGUAGUACUUGCGGAAACGUUCAGAAUAAAAAUGUUUACUUUUUACGACGUAUCGAA
This is a messenger RNA of Xenia sp. Carnegie-2017, 1403 nucleotides long. RefSeq names its product sphingomyelin synthase-related protein 1-like. Gene Ontology annotation, cellular component: endoplasmic reticulum membrane; Golgi membrane. Gene Ontology annotation, molecular function: ceramide cholinephosphotransferase activity; sphingomyelin synthase activity; protein binding. Lineage: Eukaryota; Metazoa; Cnidaria; Anthozoa; Malacalcyonacea; Xeniidae. Gene Ontology annotation, biological process: ceramide biosynthetic process. The coding region runs from base 15 to 1199 and encodes 394 amino acids. The record is from RefSeq and is a predicted model, not a curated record. The transcript has 3 exons.